UACCAAAUGCGUUCUUCAUCUGUAUGAAUCAGUCGGACACUAAGUCAGUCACCAGCCGGCAGCACGUCCACACACUUCCCCCCACACACACACACACACACACGGGGAGAGAGAGAGAGAGAGAGGUCCAUUCCAUUCAUGUCGGCCAGCAGCAAGGCUCAAAAACUCAGGCACAUCGUUCGUUCGUCACAUCGACAGAGUGCGACAGAGACACCACCGAGUGAGCUACGAGGGAAAAGGGCCGCCUGCCUGCCUACCGAGAGAGCUAACCACAACGACACACACACAUCCACACACACACUGCCUACCUACCUACCCACCUGAUUGACACUGGACGAGCGCAUUCCGCGACGUCCGUCGUCAGCUUUCCUUGAGCAAAAAAAGAACCCUUCCCGACACCCACGACAAGAGAGAGACCACAGGAAACCACAAGGAGAGAAAUCACGCACCCUCACACCGCCACACCGCACCCACAUGUGCCCGAUAACGUGAAAAACUCAUGCCUGUGUGCCUGGCUGGCUGUUGGUGUCAGCAAAUGGGUUGGUGGUGCCAUGCAGUCACUCUACGGACGGACGUACGAAGGCAAUCAGCGAGUGUGUGUGAGUCUAGUAGAGGUUGUCGGCCUUCUCGAGCUUGACGAUCUUCUCGGCAAUGCCCUUCUGCAGCGUCGAGCGGAUCUCGUCGUUGAUGAACGAGAACGUCUGCAUCACACACGUACACACAGACAGCACAUCAAGUCCACUGCACCGAUGCCACCAUUCUCCCCCCCUCUCUGCGCCUGUGUGUCUGUGUCGCUUUCUAACUGACCUGUGCGGCAAACUUGGCGACAUUGUCUGGUCUGAGGCAGUAGGCGUUGGAGGAUCCCGGGGGGUUCUUAAGGCAGCUCUCGUUCCAGCCGUCGGGGGGGCAGGACACCACUGGGAAGACAGAGUGGUAGGAGGCCGUCCCGGAGAGCGCGUCGGUGCCGCCCGCACAGCCCACAAUCAGCAUCGGCUCGAUGGAGCGGUUGUAGUACUCCAGGGCCUGCUCCAACUUGCUCGGCUGCACACACACACACACACACGGAACAGAGAGAGAGGGAAAGGUGCCAUCGAUGGAUGUGUGUGUGUGUUGUGUUGCGUAGUGUGUUGAGUACACACCUGUUUGUGUGCGGAGCAGAUGCGAAUGUGCGAGGGGACGCCGAACUUGGUGAGGUUGUCCUGGAUCUUCUGCAGGUGCGGCAUGUCCGAGUCGCUGCCCGCAAAGAUGCCCACACAGCAACUGAAUCACCACACACACACACACACACACACACACACAGAGGUGAGGACAGUACGUGUGGUGUGGUGUGGUGUGGUGUGGUGUGUUGGCCACAAACGUCGCACCCCUUGAUGAGUUUCUUUGAGACCAGGUUCAUGAGCAGUCUCUUGGGCGGCGUGAGGGGGGAGGCCGGGAACUCAAAGGUCUGCCCGGUGAUUCUCUCGAACACAUUGAUGUACCGAUACACACACUCAACCACCUGACACACACACACACACAUCCAUCCAUCCAGCCAUCCCUUGCUUUGCUGUGCUGUGUUUGUGUUUGUGUGGGUCUGUCUGACCUGUUCCUCUGUGAGUGUGGGGACCGCCUUGCCGGGUUUGAAGCCCUGCUCGAGCAGCACGUCCCUCACGUACUGCUUGGAGAACUCCUUCACCUUGAGCUCCGGCCUGGCGGCCAGCAGCUCGCUGACAUCCUUGUACUGCCCGCCCUUCAUGGCCUCGACGAUCUGCGGCCACUUGGUCUCGAGCUCCUUGGCGUCGCACAGGCGGCUGCUGUCGGGCGUGUUGACCUCGUCAAUGACGUGCAGCUUGCCGCUCUCGUCGGUGCCGAACUCGUACUUGGUGUCGAUGAGCACGAGGCCGCGCUUGGCGGCCAGCUCCUGGCCUCUGGCGAAGAGCUUGAGGGAGAUGUCCUUGGCCUGCUGCGCCAGGUCCUUGCCGAUGAGGGCCUCCACCUCUUGGUAGGUCAUGUUCUCGUCGUGGCCGACCUCUGCCUUGGUGGUGGGGGUGAAGAUGGGCGUGGGGAACUGCUGGAAGCGCAGAAGGCCGUUCUGGACGGGGAGGCCGCAGAAGGUGCGCUCGCCCUUCUCGUAUGCGGCGGCCAUGCUGCCCCAGAGGUAGCCGCGGACGAUGCACUCGACGUUGAGGUUCUUCAUCUUCUUCUGGAUGACCACAUUGGGGUCGGCGUCGUCGGUCACCAGGGCGUUGGGGAUGAUGUCAGACGUGUUCUCGAACGCCCAGCGAGUGAUCUUGUUCAACAACUGACCCUGCAAGCAAGCAAUCAAUCACACACACACACACACACACACAGACGCACACACACAGACGCACACACAUGGAUGGAUGGAUGGAUGAGUGCGCCAUCCCUCCCUCCCUCGCCGCCUCUCAACGCUGUGCUGUCCUGCGUACCUUGAAAGGGAUGAGGUUUGGCAGGACGUAGUCGAACGCCGAGACCCUGUCGCUGGCGACCAUGAAGACGUUCUUGUCGGUCAUGUAGAUAUCCCGCACCUUGCCCUUCUUGACACGACCCAGCUCGGGCAGCAGGCAGUCGUCCAGCGUGUAGCCCAGGUGCUGGCGGAUCUUGCUCUUCGUGUCAGACUCAGUCAUGACGUGGCCCAUUGCUUUGCUUGACGGACGAUGGAACGACGGGAGAGAGGCGACUGGCGGAUUAGCUGCUGCGACAAAGGCGAGAACUCACGAGCGCUGAG
Molecule: messenger RNA, 2728 nt
Organism: Vitrella brassicaformis
Lineage: Eukaryota; Vitrellaceae
Source: the annotation of a GenBank genome assembly